UGAUGAGGAAUUGGAGCUUUGUCUGAAGAGGAAGGACAAUCUACUGCAAAGCAAGAUACCAAUGGAGCAACAGAACUCUGUGAUUCGAGCACGCAUCACCAAAACUCAUGUCUUGAUUGAGAAGGCCCAGGAUGACUACACCAAAGCUGAGCAAACCUGUUAUGAAGAUGCACACAUGAUGAACAAAUCUGUGCUAGAAUUGGUGAAGACCGUCCAGGCAAUCUCAGACCAGCUGCAGCCAUCGAAAGACAGAAGCCAGCUCCACUACUUCUCUCAUCUACAGCUAGGCGACUACUAUGAUGUCGAGGAGAAGUUUUCUUCUGAAAUAGAUGGUUUCUUCAGAAAGCAGUUCAUGCAGCAGUUGGAGAAAUUCAGCUUCAGCUCAGACAAGGACAACAUCAAAAGCAGGUUCGAUUUACUCGGGAUCCCCAGACCAGAGAUUUCCUUGAUCCGGGGACCAUCGGAAAAUAUGACUGACACAAUCAACAAAGAAAUCCGACGAAUUUGCAACAUUUAUCCAAACAGCGAGAGGUCGUUAAUUACUGCCAAGAUCAAUCACGAGUACACAACAGCCUCUAAACGUGCUUUGGAGGUGAAGCUAACAGCGUUACGGGAGAGGAAGAUCAACUGGAUUUAUCAAGCAAAACUAAAAGAAGAUGCCAAGAAACUGCGAUCCAGUUCAAGUAUAGUUAAUCUGUUUAAGAAUGAUCUUCUGCCCCUCAUCCAGCAGAACAGAUUACGUCAAGAGAACAAGAUUUUGGAUUGUUAUUAUGGCCUGAAGUUGGCUCGGAAGGAACACUAUCUGGACCAGCUGAACCAGGUGCUGGAACAGGUCUUGUUGCAGAAAGCACGAUAUGAGUUCGUCUCCACUUGCUGCCAAGUUGAAAAUGAAAACCAGCUCAACUUGCACCAUUUGCUAACUUCGGUCUACAUGGCGCUGUCCACGAUGAAAAGCCAGAGCAAGUCUAGGCAGGCUCUCCUAGAUAACUACACCAUGGCAAAUGUAGAAGCAAAGAAUGCAUUGUCUUACAAGAACAAAUUCUUGAAAAACUUGAAAACCAUUCUCACCAGCGCUACAAUUUCUGAUGACAUUGACAACGCUGCAGAUCUACUGUACAUUGACAAUGCAAGGAUGAAAGGUGUUGCCGAGUCGCUGCACGCCACUGCAAAUAAGGUUAUCGACGACUUGCAGAAGCUCGAGCAGCAGCGUGAAAUGAAGCUGCAGAAAAUGAAUACCGUUAUUCAGAAGGGAAUUCAUCAACUUUACCAUGAAUCCCAGCACCAAGGGAUCCCUAAUACUGUACUAGUGACACCAAUGGAUGUUGACGAGACCCUUUCAAAACUGAAUGACAAUUUGGCUGUCCUGUAUAAGAAACUGGAAGGCAUUGCUCUUGAAUUUAAAACCAGAAAGGUCCGUUGCAAAGCAGAUCCCUUUCUGGAACAGGAGAGAGAGCUGUUUGUGUAUUUCCACACAAACCCGACCAAGCUGGAGCAGUGUGUCAAGACAGUGGAAUCACGAGUGGAAGCCAAAAAGAUAGCCCAGUAAAAUGUUUGACCUUUGACCUCUGCGUGCAUUGGCAUAGCAGGGGAUCGCGCGAGGUCAGGUGAAGAUGUUGACCGAAAUCAAAUUUCAAGGAAUCGUCUUUUCGGUGUCUUGUAUAUGUAUGUGUGUGUGUGUACGUGUACAUGUUUGUAUGUGUAUAUGUAUGAGUGUGUGCAUGUUCUUAUACACAUGUAUGUGUAUGUUUAUGUAUAUACGAGUAUGUAUGUGU
Octopus sinensis (East Asian common octopus) is the source of this 1772-nucleotide messenger RNA. Its product is annotated as HAUS augmin-like complex subunit 3. Gene Ontology annotation, cellular component: HAUS complex; mitotic spindle; centrosome. Lineage: Eukaryota; Metazoa; Mollusca; Cephalopoda; Octopoda; Octopodidae. Gene Ontology annotation, biological process: centrosome cycle; spindle assembly. Bases 62 to 1546 code for a protein of 494 amino acids. The transcript is spliced from 11 exons. The record is from RefSeq and is a predicted model, not a curated record.